ACCAGCUGUAUUUAUUUUCGGGCUGUUGCUGCUGCCGGCUGUCCUCCCUCCCUGCUGUCCCCUCCCUGGGCUCCCCCCGGGCUUUAACGUGCUCCCUGCAAAGUGCUGCUGCUCAGCAUAACCCCAGACCCCCCGACUCAGCACACAGAUCCAGCCGGUGCUGCAGACACGUCCUCGAGCUGGGCUUUUCCAGUACUGGAUUCUUUUUUUCUUUCUUUCUUUUUAUCUCAAAUGGAUUUCAUCCCAUUUGCCCAGAAUUAAGCUCCUGCAGAUUUUAAUUUGCUGACAUUUUUUCAUCUGCUUGGUUGUGGAUAGCAGGGAUAAUGCACGUGCAGCGCCGGGUCCUCCCCGCUCCCAUCCCCUGCCCAUAUGGCUGAUGUGUGUAGGCAAAGUGCACAGUUGUAGUUCUGCUCAAGGAUGCUGAAAUCCGGCUGCCAGGGGGGAAGAUGAGCUGUCUCGGGAUUUUCAUCCCCAAGAAGCACCGGCAGCGCUUUGACGAGGUGGUGUCUCAGAGCCUGAUCAGCAAACUGUGCCGCUCCAAGAGCGAGCAGCACAGCAACCGCCUGCGCCGCAGCCGCAGCGAGGACCACCAGGAGCGGCUGCUCGUGUCCACCCGCGCCAGCUCCGUGCCCCGCAGCCACGAGGAGCUCAGCAAGAGCCUGCGCAAGAGCACCUCCCUCGUCACCAGCAGUGUGGCCUCGGGGGCUGCCCGCAGAACCGUGCGAGUUUAUAAAGGCAACAGGAGCUUUGGCUUCACACUCCGUGGCCAUGCCCCAGUGUGGAUCGAGUCUGUUCUGCCAGGGAGCCCGGCAGAGAAGGCUGCUCUCAAAGCUGGAGACAGGAUCCUGUUCCUCAACGGUCUGGACAUGAGGAACUGCUCCCACGACAAGGUGGUGUCGAUGCUGCAGGGCAGUGGGGCAAUGCCCACCUUGGUGGUGGAAGAGGGGAUCGUCAACAUCUCCAAUGACUCUGACUCUCCUGAGUCCCCGAGCAGCUCCUCCUCCCUCACCUCCCUGCAGUGGGUUGCAGAGAUUCUCCCCUCUAGCAUCAAGAUUCAAGGAAGGACCUUCACGCAGCAGCUGGAGCACCUGCUGACCCCACCCGAGCGUUACACCAUCUGCAAGGCGCUGGAAGGCUUCUUCCAACACCGGAACAUUGACACUCUCAUUGUGGAUGUGUACCCGGUGCUGGACACACCGGCCAAGCAAGUCAUCUGGCAGUUUAUCUACCAGCUGCUGACGUACGAGGAGCAGGAGCACUGCCAGCAAAAGAUUGACAGGUUUCUUGGGUACAAGUCCUUGGCAGGUGAGAGGAAAGUCCUUGUGCUCCGAGAUGGACACGCUGUGUCCCCCCAUGUCCCGUUGCACUGGGAGCCGUGUGGUGUUGGAAUGAAACUCUGCACUGAGAGGAGGGGUGGCACCGGACAGGGGAGCUGUGGGGUCUGGCCCUGCCUUACAGAGGUAUCUCCUGCUGCAGCCGAGGCAGAGGUGGAGGAUCGGUUCCGCAGCUCCGUCCGAGGGGCCUCCCUGUGCCGGGGCAGCCUCCGGACCCCCCGCCCCGAGGAAGGGGGGGCAGCAGGCAGUGACACCGUGGAGGUCCCAGUUCGCCUGAUCCCUGGAGAGAGACAGGCUGGUGACGGCACAUCCCUCCCGGAGACACCCAACCCCAAAAUGAUGUCGGCUGUGUACGCAGAGCUGGAGAACCGCCUGAUCGGCGGCUUUGCUGGCAAGGUGGGAAACGCUGCCCUGCACAGGACAUCGCCCCCGGCCCCCGAGCGGGCACCGGCCGCAGCUCGCCGGUCGGGCAUGGGGCUGUCGUGGCCGAGCGAGCCGCUGGGCUCCCAGCAGUGCUACUACCGCCUGCACAGCAGCGUGGCCUCCCCGUGCAGCACCGAGUCCAACCCCUACGUGAGCCUCGACAGCAGCCCGGCCCCGUCCCCCAAGCACCGCCACUACUCGCUCAGCCCUCUGUCGCGACGGAAGAAGCUCUUCACCUUCUCCAGGCCCCCCCGCAGCCGCGACACGGAUCGGUUCCUGGACGCCCUCAGUGAGCAGCUGGGACACCGCGUCACCAUCGUGGAUGAUUUCCUCACUCCCGAGAAUGACUACGAGGAGAUGAGUUUCCAGGAUGACCAGGGCAGCUAUGUCACCAACGACGUCAGCAGCAGCGAGUACAUCAGCAGCAGCGACGAGGGCAGCUCCCUGACCUACUCCACGCUCUCGGACCACAUCCCCCCCCCGCCGCUCAGCCCCCCGCCGCCGCCGCCCCCCCUGCAGUUCCACGACCCCCAGACCGUCCCCACCAAGGCGGAGGCCGCGAAGGCCAGCGCGUCACCCGCCCCCAAAUCCCUCGUCAGCCACCUGCACCCCAUCCCGCCCCCGCCGCCCCCCCCGCCGCCCCCCCCGGUGCCCUGUGCCCCCCCCCUGCACCGGGGGCUGCUGCACCGCCGCAGCGAGUCCAACCACAUGAGCGUCAAGAGGCUGCGCUGGGAGCAGGUGGAGAACUCGGAAGGGACCAUCUGGGGACAGCUUGGGGAAGACUCGGAUUAUGACAAGCUGAGUGAUAUGGUCAAAUACCUCGACCUGGAGCUGCACUUUGGGACACAGAAGCCCACGAAGCCAACUCUCUUGCCUGAAAACUUUAAAAAGAAAGACGUGGUUGAAAUUUUGUCCCACAAAAAGGCCUACAACACAUCCAUCCUGAUAGCCCACCUCAAGCUGUCGCACAUCGAGCUGCGCCAGAUCCUCAUGACGAUGGAGACGGACCGGCUGGAGCCCUCCCACAUCAAGCAGCUGCUGCUCUACGCGCCGGACGGGGAGGAGGUGCAGCGCUUCCAGAGCUACAAGGAGAACCCCGGCAAGCUGAGCGAGCCCGACCAGUUCGUGCUGCAGAUGCUGUCAGUACCCGAGUACAAGAUCCGCCUGCGCAGCCUGCACUUCAAGACCACCCUGCAGGAGAAGACAGAGGAGAUCAAAGCCAGCUACGAGUGCAUCUGCAAGGCCUCCCUAGAGCUGAAAAGCAGCAAGAAGCUGGCAAAAAUCCUGGAGUUCGUGCUGGCAAUGGGAAACUACCUGAACAAUGGGCAGCCCAAGACCAGCAAAACAACAGGCUUUAAAAUCAACUUCCUCACCGAGCUGAACACGACCAAGACUGUUGAUGGGAAAUCCACCUUCCUGCACAUUCUUGCCAAAUCCCUUAGCCAACACUUCCCAGAGCUCCUGGGCUUUGCCAAGGAUCUUCCGACAGUGCCGCUCGCUGCCAAAGUGAACCAGAGGACACUGACAGCCGACCUGAAGGACCUGCACACCACGGUCAGUGACAUCCAGCUGGCCUGUCACAACAUGCCAGCCACUGCGGAGGACAGGUUCGCCAUUGUCAUGACUUCCUUCCUGGAGAGUGCCCAGCCUGCCAUGCGGUCUCUGGACGACCUGCAGCACAAGGCCAUGGAAGAGUUCAGCAAGGUGUUGUCCUUUUUUGGGGAAGACUCGAAAAUGACAACUUCUGAAGCUUUCUUUGGCAUCUUUGCAGAAUUCAUGAGCAAGUUUGAGCGGGCUCUCAGUGACGUGCAGGCGGGCGAGAGCCAGCGCAGCCCCAGGAUGACCUCUCCCCUCGCCUGGUGAGGGGCCUGCAGUGACCUGAGCUGCCACAGUUCAUUGCCAACAAAGUGCAAUUUGCUCCUGUUGAGUUUGGUUGUAAAUACGCUGCUGCCACCUGCUCCCACCCAGCAGAGCCACGGGCGGAGGGGCCGGGGCAGGUGGGCACUGAGCAGGCACUGCUGGUGACAGUGGGUGGUGUGAGGGUGAGGCACGGGGACACAAAGGCAAACACUGCACUGGGCUUGAUGACAGCUUUUUUAGCAUCCUCCAUCUCCAGUGGAUUCCUGAGUCGAGGAUUUCAGACCCAUCUGGUGAAACUCCACUCGCUCGAGUUUCCAGAAGAAGUGAACUUCCCCACGUCCCCCUGGCCAUGGCCCAGCACGGGGGGCUCUGCCCAGGCAGGCACCACUCGCCCCGCCAGCCUUGGGGCCAGGGUUAAAGCCCAGCCACAGAGUCCCUGGGAAGCCAGAGCAGGUCAGGCAGGGGAGGGGGUGUGGGGGAUGAGGAGAAGGGAUGCCACCAGUGCCUGCUCCCCCAGGACCCUGAGUAACAAUACUGCUGAGCUGCUCUCCAGUCCCUCCCCAAUCCUGUCUGCCCUGGAGCAGAGCAUGUGGGGCUGGAGCUCCACCUGAACAGACUGUAACAGUGGAACAGACAUCACUGGAGGUGAUCUGCAGGCUUUAAUUCCCUGCCAUUGCCAGCCAGUGGCAAUGGAAAGCAAUAGGACCUUGCAGAACCCUUCUAACAUGUCCAUGUGGUCCCAAGUACGGAUCUACCUACCCAGCUUCAUCCCGCCCAUCAGCUUUGCUUAAAGCUGUGCCAGAGGCUGAUGGAUCUUGAAAGCUUCUCAAGAGUUUAACACAUCAGCACAAGGCUUAUGGAACUCGCCAGCAGCCAGAAAUCCCUGAGCAUUUUGGUGCCUCCUUGGAAAGCACAGAACCCCUGGUAGCCUGAAAAUGAGUGGGAGUCCUCUGCAGCCCCAAGUGCCUCUCCAAGGCACAGCAGAGACAGCAGGAAAUGCAUCCCCUGCCCUCCUCCAGUCACUUCCAAGAGCUGGAGUCCUGAGUCCCUUUACUGUUCAUGGUGACCAUCCCAGGGAACUCCCGAGGUGUGCAUGUCCAUCCUCCAGUGUCCAUGUCCUUCUCUCAAGGUGCAUGUGUGUCUUUCACUGAGUCUGGCUGUCACUGAAUUCCCAUGUGGGAUGGAGGGGGAGCAGCACCCCAUGGCCAGUGCGUGCCCCUGAGGGUGACAGGGUGCCCCGAGAGCUGCUGGCAGCAGACCCCAGUGCUGCUGUGAGACAUCACUCUGUGCAAAAUGCAUCCAUUGCCUUCCAAACCUGUCCCGCUCCCACAUCCCCCCCAUGGCAGUGCCCCAGCAAACCAAGUGUAGGGACCCCCCUCCCCAUUGCCAGAGCAAGGGCUCGUCCUGCAGCUCCGCUCAAGGACACGACCACCAACCGGUGCAUUAUUUCUGGGAGACCUUACGACCAUCAAAUCUCCAGGUUUUGGUAUUUUUUUAAACCCUGCUGUAGAAAGUGAAGUAUAUUUUCACAAGUGUUCUCCGUUUAUACAGCUUUAAGUGCCAGGUAGUGUGUAGCCUUCUGUUCCCAGAGGUCCAGACCUGUCCCUGCCCCGAUGGAGGUGACAAGGCCACGCUCCCUCUGCUCCAUUUUCCCUCUUGGAUGUUGCACACUGCAUUCCAUUGAUUUUUUUCUUUUCUUUUCUUUUUUUUUUUUAAAUUACAUUCAUUGUUUAAACCACCGGAGGUUCUUUGAAGCUGUCAUGACAGUAACUGCUGUACAUAGAUUUUGCUACAUGUUGUAACUUUCCGAGAUAGUUAGAACUCCAACCCCUUUGGUAUUUUUAUGUGAUAUUUUCAAAGAACCAGAACUUCUGGUUAUAUGAUUUGAUAAUGGGACUCUGUAUAUUCACAAUUCAGUCUCAACCCAACGCCUAUGUGCUACUCCCAAAAUAAAGCUACUGCCUUCUGCCUCCUGA
Pseudopipra pipra is the source of this 5593-nucleotide messenger RNA. It is a transcript of the gene GRID2IP, whose product is annotated as Grid2 interacting protein. The transcript has 21 exons. Gene Ontology annotation, molecular function: protein binding. Lineage: Eukaryota; Metazoa; Chordata; Aves; Passeriformes; Pipridae. Bases 447 to 3620 code for a protein of 1057 amino acids. The record is from RefSeq and is a predicted model, not a curated record.